AUGAAUCCAGAAGUUCUGGAAUUCUCUUUUGCAACCGAUAAAUACAUACACCCUCCCCCGUUUUCUGAUCGCAAGCAGCUCUCGAGAAAUUCGUUGAAUUCGCAGUCUCCGAAGCAAUUUUCUCUGCAACCAAACGCGUUUCCCGCCAGAAAAUGUCGCUGAUUCCGAGCUUCUUCGGCAACAGGAGCAGCAGCAGCAGCAUCUUCGAUCCUUUCUCGCUCGAUGUACGGGAUCCCUUCAGGGAACUCCGCUUCCCGUCGUCGUCACUCUCGUCGGAAAACGCGGCGAUAGUGAACGCGCGCGUGGACUGGAGGGAGACGCCGGAGGCGCACGUGUUCAAGGCGGACCUUCCGGGGAUGAGGAAGGAGGAGGUGAAGGUGGAGAUAGAGGACGAUAGUGUGCUGAAGAUAAGCGGGGAGAGGCACGUGGAGGAGGAGGACAAGAACGAAACGUGGCACAGGGUGGAGAGAUCGAGCGGGAAAUUCUCCAGGAGAUUUAGGCUGCCGGAGAAUGCGAAGAUGGAUCAGGUCAAGGCUUCCAUGGAGAAUGGCGUGCUGACCGUGACCGUUCCAAAGGUCGAGGCCAGGAAGCCUGACGUGAAAUCCAUCGAGAUCUCCGGCUAAGCUCGUAAGAAUCUGUGAUUAUCACAAUCGAAAGCUCUAUCUGUGUGUGUGUGAUUCUGAGGCGUGUUCUUGUUUAUGGCAUGGUAUGUGGUUUCUGAGAAGUUCAGUGUUCGUGAUGCGUGUCGUGUUGAGAAAGUGAAUGUAUGGUUUAAUAAGAGUUUGUAAGUUUUUGUCCUGAAAUAUCGCAAUCCGCACGUGGCGUAAUACUAUGGUUUCAUGGGCUUUGCAAAGCCCAAAGCACA
This is a messenger RNA of Tarenaya hassleriana, 865 nucleotides long. Its product is annotated as 17.6 kDa class I heat shock protein 2-like. Lineage: Eukaryota; Viridiplantae; Streptophyta; Magnoliopsida; Brassicales; Cleomaceae. The coding region runs from base 153 to 623 and encodes 156 amino acids. The record is from RefSeq and is a predicted model, not a curated record. The transcript has a single exon. Gene Ontology annotation, biological process: protein complex oligomerization; response to salt stress; protein folding.